AUGAAUUUUGCAAAAAGAUGGGUCAUGAGAUCCGCUCUAAAGUUCGUAAAUAAUGGAGAAGCAGUCAGAGAAGUAGGUAGAGAGUUCCAGAGAAAAGGGCCAGAAAAAGCAAAAACAGAUUUAGCAAAAGAGUGUUUAGCACGAGUUAAGAAGAAGCGAGAACAAGACGACGAUCGUAAACCGGUGCAUUUAGGUAGCCAGCAAGAGAACAAGAUAUGGAGAUAUAUGAAAAAAAAAUGGACACGAGCAACUAGACGAGCAGCAGAGUUAAAAGCUUUACUUAAAGGAUUGAGCAUAGAAUCAGGAAGACCAUAG
This is a messenger RNA of Helobdella robusta, 315 nucleotides long. RefSeq lists its product as hypothetical. The record is from RefSeq and is a predicted model, not a curated record. The transcript is spliced from 2 exons. NCBI's taxonomy places the organism in Eukaryota, Metazoa, Annelida, Clitellata, Rhynchobdellida, Glossiphoniidae. Bases 1 to 315 code for a protein of 104 amino acids.